Molecule: messenger RNA, 3051 nt
Organism: Salvelinus fontinalis (brook trout)
Lineage: Eukaryota; Metazoa; Chordata; Actinopteri; Salmoniformes; Salmonidae
Gene: olah
Product: oleoyl-ACP hydrolase
Exons: 8
Coding region: 84-971 (295 amino acids)
Biological process (GO): lipid biosynthetic process
Source: RefSeq, a predicted model, not a curated record
UUCGCUAAGAAGAAGAAGAAAAAGGAGGAAAGGAAGAGAAUAACCAGGAAGCUUUCAAUUCGAAGGAAUUGCUUUGAGAAAAUAUGAGGCGUUUUAGUUUGUUUGACAUUGGGCAAUCAGAAACCAACCAGACGCCUCACAGGUCCUCUACUGGCAACUUAAAUAGUACCAGCAAAACACCAGUCUCAAGGUCAACAGUGAGGAGUAGAAUGGACAAGGUGAUCAACUGCUUCAGUAAGAGACCUGAUGCCGUGGCCAGGCUGAUAUGCUUCCCAUGGGCAGGUGGAGGCUCCAUACACUAUGCACGCUGGGGGAAAAUCCUCACCUCCAUUGAAGUGUUUGCUGUCAAACUUCCUGGCAGGGAGGCUCGAGCCAAAGAGCCCUUCUUUCAAAGCAUGGAGCAGAUUGUAGAUGAGGUCAUCAAUGUGCUACUGCCGGUGCUCAAGGAGAAACCGUUUGCCUUCUUUGGCCACAGCUUUGGCGCCAUGACCAGCUUUGCUGUAGCAGAUACUUUGAAAAGAGUCCACAAGCUGGAACCAAUUCACAUCUUCCUGUCUGGUGCCUCUGCACCCUACUCUGAGAUGCGUAUCCAAGCCCCAAAGAGAAGUGAUUUAUCAGACGAGGAGUUCCUCCAGUGGAUGACCAGGAUUGGUGGGACUCCCCCUGAGUUACUGGCCAAUCCUGAGGUUGUAAAGCUCUUCCUGCCCGCGCUGAAAGCCGACCUCCACGUGGUGGAGAACUACAGGUGUGACCGGCCAGAGAGUCCUCUCCUCUCAUGCCCAGUCACAUGCUUCGAUGGAAAGCAGGACAUGCCUCAUGACUUACAAGCAUGGAAAGACAUGUCAUCUGGAGAUUUUACAGUGCAAAUGCUACCCGGAGCUCACUUUUAUUUAAAAGACGCAGCCAAUGAGACGGUCAUAUUGGACUACAUCACGAAGUAUCUGGAGAUGGCGGAAAUGGACUACUUGUAACUAUUAAGGGCACAGUGGCAGUAAAGGAAAUGUAUCAUGUUAUGUUUUCAUUGUGGUGACACAACCAGUUUUACUUAAUUUUUUUGAAGAAUAGGGAGUCCAAGAAGCAUUUCGACAGUAGUAUCUGUGCCUUUGUGCAAUAAUGCAAAUGAUGGAAGUAGGGUUUGUUGACCAUGUGAAUCUAGCCAAUGUGUUUAGGAUUUUACGAGUGAUGUAAGAUGUAUUUCAGCCUAAAAUGGAAUCCAGAGAUUGCCUGACUAGUCCUCAAAUCAAGUCAAAUUUUAUUGGUCACGUACACAUGAUUAGCAGAUGUUAUCGCGAGUGUAGCAAAAAUGCUUGUGCUUCUAGUUCCGACAGUGCAGCAAUAUCUAACAAGUAAUAUCUAACAAUUCCACAACAAAUACCUAAUACACACAAAUCUAAGUAAGGAAAGGAAUAACAAUAUAUAAAUAUAUGGAUGAACAAUGACAGAGUGGCAUAGGCUAAGAUGCAAUAGAUAGUAUAAAAUACAGUAUAUACGAAUGAGAUGAGUAAUGCAAGAUAUGUAAACAUUAUUAAAGUGACUAGUGUUCCAUUAUUAAAGUGGCCAGUGAUUUCUAGUCUAUAUGUAGGCAGCAGCUAGUGAUGGCUGUUUUAACAGUCUGAUGGCCUUGAGAUAGAAGCUGUUUUUCAGUCUCUCGGUCCCAGCUUUGAUGCACCUGUACUGACCUCGCCUUCUGGAUGAUAGCGGGGUGAACAGGCAGUGGCUCAGGUGGUUGUUGUCCUUGAUGAUCUUUUUGGCCUUCCUGUGACAUUGGGUGCUGUAGGUGUAUAGGAGGGCAGGUAGUUUGCCCCCGGACACAUUGUCUAGACCACACCACCCUCUGGAGAGCCCUACGGUUUUGGGAGGUGCAGGCCGACAGGAUGCUCUCAAUUGUGCAUCUGUUAAAGUUUGUGAGGGUUUUGGGUGACAAGCCAAAUUUCUUUAGCCUCCUGAGGUUGAAAAGGCGCUGUUGCGCCGCCUUCACCACACUGUGUGGGUUUGUCAGUGAUUUGUACGCCGAGGAACAUAACUUUCCACCUUCUCCACCGCUGUUCCGUUGAUGUGGCUGGGGGGUGCUCCCUCUGCUGUUUCCUGAAGUCCACAAUCUCCUUUGUUUUGUUGAUGUUGAGUGAGAGGUUAUUUUCCUGACCGCACGCACCCGUGUGGGCCCCCAGUGUUGAGGAUCAGUGAAAUGGAGAUGUUGUUUCCUGCCUUCACCACCUGGGGGGGCGGCCCGUCAGGAUGUCCAGGACCCAAUUCCACAGGGCGGGGUUGAGACCCAGGGCCUCAAGCUUAAUGAUAAGUGAUACGCUUGGAGGGUACUAUGCUGUUGAAUGCUGAGCUAUAGUCAAUAUAGUCCUCUGUAUACCAAUGUUUGUGUCCCAAAUUACACCUUAUUCACUUUUAUAGUGCACUGCUUUUGACCAGUGCUAUGUAGGGAGUAGGGUGCCAUUUGGGACAUAGUCUGUUACCAUUACUGUACCAAUGACGUUCUGCUGAGUCUGAUGUCCGUGAGGAGGUUGGAGAAUAUCUGUGCCAGUUUUGGCACCAUCUGUGCAUCUGUCACUUUUGUGUUCUGAUCAAGUGUUAGCAUGCUAGCUGUUCCUGUAGACUUCUAGUCUUUGUGCUAAGCUAGUUAGACUUUUCACACAAAACGACCUCUAACUUCCAUCAUACUGGAUGCAGAUACAUAAAAAUGGCAUUCAUGAAUUCAUCAGACUCUGGAAACUGUGGGAGGCGCACAGUACUACGUAGAGCCAUGACUACGUGGAUCUUUAUUCCACAUCAAAUAACUGAUGCAAGCAGUAAAAUUUGAUUUCAAAAACAAAUUAAAGAAAAAAGCACCUUAUGGAACGGCGGGGACGGUGAAGCAACACCAACAUAGGCGCAUACACACAUGGAUUUAGUACUGUAGAUAUGUGGUAGGGGCCUGAGGGCACACAGUGUGUUGUGAUUGUAUUGUAAUGUUUUUAAAACUGUAUAAACUGCCUUAAUUUUGCUGGACCCCAGGAAGGCAGCAGCUAAUGGGGAUCCAUAAUAAAUACAAAUACAAACCAA